AUGCCAAACCUUGACGGAUGGUUCUUUCAUUUUGUGGAGUGGCUGUACUCCCUGCCAGAGCCGCCCAAGAGGGAGAGGAAGAAGCCCAUGGAGGUGAUUUGCAUUGGGAUGCCGCGGAGUGGCACUGAGUCGCUGCAGCAUGCCUUGAUCAAACUAGGCUACGAUCAUACGUAUCACGGCUGGGACAUCAACUUUGAGAGUCCCAAUUACUCGCAGCAAUGGGUUCGCCUGUAUGACCGAUGGUGUGAUGGGUGGUUUCCGCCCAUGGGUGGUGAGGUAGACCUCACUGCCGCCGACUUUGACGCUGUAAUGGGCCCCAAGGAGCGACUAUUGGAGUGGAGCGUCGAAGAUGGAUGGGAGCCCCUGUGCGAGUUUCUGGGCAAGCCAGUUCCGGAUGAGCCGUUUCCACAUGAGAAUGCUGCUGUGGGCUGGGCAGGACAGGAGAUGAAGUUGGGCAAGAGAUAUAUCAUGGGUGCGGUGAGAAACUUGGCGGUAUUGGGAGCUGUGGGAACUGGAAUUUGGGCUGUUCUGUACUACAGAUUUUAUGCUUGA
Fusarium falciforme is the source of this 552-nucleotide messenger RNA. RefSeq lists its product as hypothetical. Bases 1 to 552 code for a protein of 183 amino acids. The record is from RefSeq and is a predicted model, not a curated record. The transcript is spliced from 2 exons. Lineage: Eukaryota; Fungi; Ascomycota; Sordariomycetes; Hypocreales; Nectriaceae.